Biomphalaria glabrata is the source of this 2769-nucleotide messenger RNA. Its product is annotated as ATP-sensitive inward rectifier potassium channel 12-like. Gene Ontology annotation, cellular component: plasma membrane. The transcript has 12 exons. Gene Ontology annotation, molecular function: inward rectifier potassium channel activity. Lineage: Eukaryota; Metazoa; Mollusca; Gastropoda; Planorbidae. Gene Ontology annotation, biological process: regulation of monoatomic ion transmembrane transport; potassium ion import across plasma membrane. The coding region runs from base 366 to 1691 and encodes 441 amino acids. The record is from RefSeq and is a predicted model, not a curated record.
CUCCAGGUCAUCAUCUUUGGGCACAGACUUGUCACUUGCCAAGAAAAGUUAACUCUGACCUAUUUGCCGUACUAUCCAACUAAUUAUCUCCACUUAGCUUUCUCUGAACUACGAUGUUUUAGUUAGUCUUGACAACUUCUAAGAGUUCAAAAAUAUUGGAAUGGACAAAAAACAAUUGUAUUAAAAACAAAAGCAGUUUGACGUUAAUGUUGUGCACUUAGUGAAUUUUCUGUUAUUUCAUUCAAUCUACACCUUCCACUGAAUUAGUACAAUUCUUCAGUCAAUUCUGAAUUCUCCAGUCUGAUAUACUCCAAGAUGUGAUGAUGAAACAUAUAGCUAGAACAGUCCUGACGUUCUGAAGUUCUAUGGCUGGAGGACGGCCCUGUGUGCUCAACUUGUACGAGGACCAUGAGCGGUGGGAGGAGUACAAAUACCAGACUUUCUUAUUCCCAGAAAGACUUCAUUCUGAACUGACCGUGGACGGAGCAAGUGUUGAGGACGAGCCAGGAAGUCGUACUGACAGAGUGUGGCGUGAACUCAACAGUAGAAGGAUGAAACCUAGACGAACUUUACUGAGGAAAGAAGGUCAAAGUAACAUUGCCUACAGAGGUAUACAAAAGAAAAAAGUCAAGUUUCUGAAAGACCUCUACGUCACCCUGCUGGACUUGAAGUGGAGAUGGGCCAUGCUGAUUUUAUUUCUGGGAUUCUUUCUUUCAUAUUUUUUCUUUUCAAUUCUUUACUUUCUCAUGUCUUACACCCACGGGGACAUAACUCAUGCCGGAGAUCCAAACUUUACCCCCUGUAUUUAUAGACUGGACUCCUACUGGGACGCUCUGUUAUUUUCUAUAGAGACACAGUCCACUAUAGGCUACGGCACUAUCUAUCCUAAUGCAGACUGUGCGGGGACUCUGCCAGUGGUCUAUCUGCAGAUAACUUGCGGCUUCUUGUUAGAGACAGUUUUAUUAGGUUUUAUCUUUGUGAAGAUUGCACGACCAAAACACAGGCGACAUACCUUGAUAUUUAGUCGUAACGCCUGUAUAUGCCUUGAAGAUCAACAUCUAAACUUACAAAUUCGUGUUGGGGACAUCAGAAACUCACAUCUGAUAGAUUGUCAUGUUUACGGUGCUCUAGUCAAGAGAUAUGUCUGUCAAGAAAAGUACGUCUACCCACUGUUUCAGCAUGAGAUUGAGUUUCACGCUCACAAUAUGAAAGACAAAGUGUUUCUUAUCUGGCCAAUGGUGCUGAGUCACAAGAUCACUAAAGACAGUCCACUUUAUACACUCACACCUGAAGAUCUAAUCUAUGACAAGUUUGAACUGAUCGUUGUCCUGGAGGGUACUAUAGAGUCCACUGGAGAGAUGGUCCAGGCCAGAACAUCUUUCACCAGUAAGGAGAUCCUCUGGGGUCACAGGUUCACGAGAGUUGAAGAGUAUGAUGAGAAGACAGACAAGUGGUGUAUCAACUUUGUUCGCUUCAACAACGUAGUUCCGAGCAAAACCCCGAAAUGUAACGCUAAAGAUUUGACUGAGAACCCAGAACGUGUGCACGAAGUCUACACAGAAGAGGACCCUGUGGAGAUUGAUCAACUGACCAGACAGAAACACACAUUGGCCACUAGUGUAGACACAUUAGAUACCGAUGCAGUUUACAGCACUGCAUCAGAAGAUGAUCAACGAGUAGAGGACGUGUAGAAAUGACCGAGGACAAGUCCAUCCUCUGCAAACAAGUGUAACUGUCAGGUCAGAUGGUUGGUCAGACUGGUCAUAUUAGAAACAAGACCCACUACAACAAAUGUCACACGUUGUUUUUAUUUAAUGCGAUACUUGGAUACCUUUUUUUAAACUUUGUAUUUACUUUUAUCAAUAUCCUCUGUAUCUAUCAUUUGGCUGUUGUAUUUGCUGUUGUCAAUCUUGUUGUCGCUGGGUCUCUAUGUGUGUGUUUAGUGUUGCUGUUGUUAUUGUUCUUGCUCAUUUUGGCUGUUGUUUUUAUGUCUAUUAAAUUUUUUGCACAUUCCAAUGUAACUUUUUUUUUAUUGUACAUCUAAUAAUAAUCUAAUAAUAAAAAUGUCUGUCCAACAAUUAGUUAUUUAAGUCUAAAGUUCACUUCCGGUUACAAUCUGCCAUCUCGCUUUCCCCCCCCCCCCCAGUGUUUUGUUUUCUCUUUAAGUUCUGUCGCAUAGGACAUGAACAAUGCUCUGCCAUAUUAUUGAACUAUCCCAGGCCACUUUGUUGAACUAUCCCAGGCCACUUUGUUGAACUAUCCCAGGCCAUUUUGUUGAACUAUCCCAGGCCACUUUGUUGAACUAUCCCAGGCCACUUUGUUGAACUAUCCCAGGCCACUUUGUUGAACUAUCCCAGGCCACUUUGUUGAACUAUCCCAGGCCACUUUUUUGAACUAUCCCAGGCCAUAUUGUUGAACUAUCCCAGGCCACUUUGUUGAACUAUCCCAGGCCACUUUGUUGAACUAUCCCAGGCCAUAUUGUUGAACUAUCCCAGGCCACUUUGUUGAACUAUCCCAGGCCACUUUGUUGAACUAUCCCAGGCCACUUUGUUGAACUAUCCCAGGCCACUUUGUUGAACUAUCCCAGGCCAUAUUGUUGAACUAUCCCAGGCCACUUUGUUGAACUAUCCCAGGCCACUUCGUUGAACUAUCCCAGGCCACUUUGUUGAACUAUCCCAGGCCACAUUGAUUGAAUAUUUCAGAGCUGUCCAGGUUUUUUUUUGUUCUUGUUGGAUAAAGAGACAACUGUCAACAAUUUAAAGAAAUAAU